AUGUUUGUCUUUUUUUGGUUGGUAUAUCUUUUCAAAAUAACUUGGUGCGUAAAAAAACAAUGCUUUGAAUACACUGAACUGGAAACUGACAAUAUCAAGGAAGAUUUUAAGAAAUGUGAUAGAGGUAAACAUCCGCUUGGUAAUCCAGAUAUGUUUCUUCCCACGUUUGUGUUGAAAAGUAACAUGCCCACUGUAAGUGCAGAAGGUGAAAUGCUUGCGAUUGAUUUUGGUGGCACAUCGCUGAAGUUGGGUCUAUAUAAGAUCGAGAAAGGCAAAGUGGAGAACAUGAAGAAAGUGGAACAUGUAAUUAUACCACGAGGUGAUGAUGAAGAAUCGAAAAGAAGAAACGGUUGUGUAUAUAACUGGAUUGCUGAGGAAGUCGAAAAAUAUUUAGGCAGUAACAAAAACAAGAUACGAGCCGGUUUGACGUUCUCCUAUCCCAUAGAGCAAAAUUCCCUCAGCUCGGGUCGGAUAUUAAGUCUGCACAAGAACUUCUCGUUUAAACCGUUAGAUGAAAAAGAAAAGGAUCCAGUUGCUUCACUUAACAGAGUGUUCAAACAACGAAACAUGAAAGUUAGUGUUCAAGUUCUGGCAAACGAUACAACAGCUACACUGAUGAGCGAACCUCUGAAAAUGAAUGACUUUCCUAUUGGAGUAGUUUUAGGAACUGGUACUAAUGCUGCGUACUUUAAAUCAAGGGGACAGGAACACUGCAUGGCGACGAACGUUGAAUGGGCAUCCUUCGAUGCCCAUUCUCUCAAGAUAACCAAGUAUGACAAGGAUAUUCAAGAUGAUUUGGAGAAGAAAGGCAAAAGUUGGAAGCGUUUGGACUGUAUGUUAGGUGGUUACAAAUUCCUGGAAAUCUUAAACCGAUCCUCUGGUGACAUAUUGCCCGAAAAAUUUGACUAUACGCUUGAAAACGUGAAAGAAAUAAUUGAACGAGGAGAUGAAGAUGACGAAAAAUACAAGCAUAUAAAACAAGUUAAGACCCGUACAAUGAAAAUAAUAUCCGCUUUAAUUUUUGCUAUUCUUGAAUUAGAGAAAGUGAGUUCCGAAACAACCAUCAGCUUGAUCCUUAACGGUACUAUUUUUGAACAGAAAUUUGAUGUUGAUUUACUUAAGCACGAAAUUCAAAACAUGUGUGCACAUUACGGAAAAGGCAUUUAUAAGUAUGCAAAUUUCACUUUUCCUAUCCCACAGCAAGCAUCAUUGUUGGGCAUAAUUCGAAUUCUUGCUGAAAAUGUCAUGUCAGGAGACAAUCAUUAAACAAGGUCUCG
Molecule: messenger RNA, 1277 nt
Organism: Vavraia culicis subsp. floridensis
Lineage: Eukaryota; Fungi; Microsporidia; Pleistophoridae
Exons: 1
Coding region: 1-1266 (421 amino acids)
Biological process (GO): glycolytic process; intracellular glucose homeostasis; glucose 6-phosphate metabolic process
Cellular component (GO): cytosol; mitochondrion
Molecular function (GO): mannokinase activity; fructokinase activity; glucokinase activity
Source: RefSeq, a predicted model, not a curated record